AUGAAGUAUCUUGUUCUCUUCGGAUUGUCGAUUCUGAUUUCUAAUGCCUUGAGUUUUGAAAACUCUAUUGAAAACCAUGAAAAAGAAAAAAGGUCUAUAUUUGGAUACUGCUAUCCGUCCACUGGAUUGAGAAGAUCAAAAUGUACAUCAAGAGCAAAGUAUUGGUGGAAAACAACUUAUUAUUUCUGCAACAUUAGAUGUCGAGUUAACGGGGGUUGGAGUAGAUGGAGUUCUUGGGGAGGAUGGGGAUCCUGUUCUGGGAACGCAUGCAUUGGUCAGCAGCAAAGACAAAGAUGGAGGCGAUGUACCAAUCCAACACCGAAAAAUGGGGGACGAAGAUGUUAUGGAACCUCUAGGCAGACAUCAUCCAAACCAUGUUUGCGAAAGGUCAAUGGAAGGUGGAGUUCGUGGAGAUCUUGGCAAAAAUCUGGUUCAUGUUCAAGGACAUGUGGACAAGGGUCAAUAUUAACCACAAGAGAGAGAACAUGCUCCAACCCAAGACCAAGGUGUGGUGGACGAUACUGCUAUGGAGCACCUAAACAGUAUUCCUUGAAAACUUGCUUUCUGAGACACUGUAAAGUAAACGGAGGAUGGGGCCCUUGGCAUUCAUGGAGUAAAUACAAUACAUGUUCAAAAACAUGCGGAACUGGUAAAAGAAUAAGGUAUAGGGAAAGAAACUGCAACAAUCCCGUCCCAAAAUACGGUGGACGUACAUGCCUUGGGAAGAAUAGAGAAAGGGACUCAGCCCUAUGUAACACUCAACACUGUCCACUGAAUGGUAAAUGGAGUGAAUGGGGUAAUUGGGGUCACUUCCGGCACUGUUCAGAGACGUGUGGUCAUGGUGUAAGGUAUCGUUACCGGUACAGGGAAUGUAACAAUCCAGAACCAGAGCACGGCGGAAAGAAAUGUCCCGGAUCAUUGAAGGAUGAAGAAUUCAAACGCUGUCUCCUUCGAGUUUGUCCAAAGGAUCAAGGAAAUUCCAAGAACUCAAAUGCAAACACAUAUUUUACUAAAGCACAAAAAGCAAAGGACUUUUCCUUGACGCCCGACUCUGGAUUAAACAAAACAGAAAACUCGUCUUCCGAUUCAACUAAAAAUAAAGAUGUUGAUUUGUUGACAAACAAUAUCCAUUUAAAGAUAAACGAAACGUUCGGCGAAUUAAAAACCAACGGAUCAAUGAAUGAAUCUAGAUUUAAACUACCUACAGCUCAAAAUAAUACAAAAGAACCUUCAUAA
Molecule: messenger RNA, 1236 nt
Organism: Saccostrea echinata
Lineage: Eukaryota; Metazoa; Mollusca; Bivalvia; Ostreida; Ostreidae
Product: coadhesin-like
Exons: 9
Coding region: 1-1236 (411 amino acids)
Source: RefSeq, a predicted model, not a curated record